AAGCCAAAAUGCAGGCGAGCGAAUCCGCAGCCUGGCCAGCGCUCCUCGUAUACUGCAGAUGAGCACUGCUAAAUCUUUUUAAACUUAGUCAAACUUUAGCCUCCAACCAAAUACUAGCCAAAUAGUUGAGGCAGAGCCAAAUUUUAACUUAGCCUCGACCACCACACCGCAGUGGAUUUUCAUUUGCCACUUGAUGCGCUCGCUCCGUCGCCGCCGAACCCCGGAACCCGCCGCCAGCCCCCUUCCGCCGAAGAACGGCAGCUGCCAGCUUCCUUCCACCGAAGAAGAAGAAGAACGGCAGGCAGCCGGUCGCACUCCCCCCGCCGACGCGUCGAUUGCCACGGAGUGGCUUAGGAUUCGUUGGUGAUUGUUAAUAGGCCAUGAUGGGCCCGGAUCCAGAUAGGAGCGGAGGCGCACCGGACAUCUACAAUCUCUUCUGCCACUACAACACCCUCUACUUCUGUGGCUCCCUCGACGCGUGCGCUGUCUCCUGGGCCGAGGACCCACUCCCUAAUCGUGAUGUAUGCACGUGCGAUUAUUAUCCUGAAGGAGGUGGCUGUAUGAUACUUCUUGCCAAGUCCUUGUACGAAUGUCAUAAUGACUCUGAUCUGAAGAAUGUUUUGCUUCAUGAGAUGAUUCACGCCUAUAUUUGCAUCAAAGACAAUAACAAUAACCAUAGUGACCAUGGUGCAAAAUUCCAGAAACUGAUGAAUACAAUCAAUUUGAGUUCUGUAGCUGAUCCCCAUCGUCCAGUUGGUGGCUAUUGCAUAACCGUGCUUCAUGAGAUCAGAAAGAAAUAUUAUCACUACAAAUGUGAAAGAUGUGGAGAUUUGGUCAAGUCAGUCAAGAUCAGGGGACCUUCUCAUGAUGACUGCAUUGAGAGAAUUGGUGCCAAUGACCACGUUCCAGCCUGCAUUAUGCCAGCAGGUCCCACCCCCUCUUGUCAAAAUUCAAAGUGUCACUGGCAUAGACACAAGAAGUGGUGCUCAGGUAGCUAUUGUAGUGUUCAAGAAUCAUCACUUGGAAGUCUGAAACUAAAACCUUCAAAAGCUGAAGAAGCUCUCGAUGGGGGCAAGGCUGAAGAACCUGCCUGCAAAAGUUGGCACCCCACACCUACAUCCAAUAAGAACGGAUUAAGCAAUAAAAAUGAACGGGAAGGUGCCUCUUCUGAGUUCCUUGAUCGUAUUGAUAGUCCAGUUGGCUGUUCAGGACUGGAUUCCUCUUCGAGAGACAGGUCAAAGAAGCUCAAAUUGUCGAAAGAUGUCAGUUUUGACCUUCAGACUGCAGAAACUGUUCAGGAAGCACCAAAACGUCCAAGAACAGCUGCAGUACAGUACCAAGAGCGCAGCAGACGUCAGAAAAGGAAACUAAGAAAUUGGGAUGGAUCCUACUCGGUAAUAAUUGAAUGGUUGAAUUACUACUGUGUUAGUGAGUCAGAUGAAGAUGAGGUACCUUUGAUCAAUAAAAGAACAGAAAGAAGAAAACGGCAAAAGUGGCAUGAAAUAUCUCUGGUCAGGGAAUCCAGCAAUGGUGUUGAGUGUGCCAGCUCAACUUCUCAUACGGUAAAUGGAACAAAAGAUGGUUGUGUUAGUUCUUGCUCACUAGACCCAGGGGACAAUAGCGAAUUAGUAAUUGUGUCAGGUUCUCAACCUGAAGAAAGGUUGUUGCCAAAUCAUGCUGUGGGUACUCGUGGAGUUUCUGGAAAUCAAGCUGGCCAUGAAGCCGUGUCUUGUCCAUUGGACUUGGAUUCUCCAAUUAGAGGUGAAGUUGUCGACAUUUCAGAUGGUUGAGUGCAAGAGUUUUGUUAGUUUUAACCGAAGCCACCUUGGUUUCUUUUGUGCACCUUGCAGUUGCUAGACAUGCGUUGACCGCUAAGCCAUCCUGCGAAGCAUGCGUCUUAAUCUCUUUGUAUAUACGUUUUGUUUGUUCCUUCUGCAUUUCAUUUCACCACUUAUUUUCUUGUUUUUGUUCGUUUCGCUCAGCUCCCUAGUCUUUGCAAAUGAUGUGGCUUUGGUGAUAUUUUUGUAUGAUGCAAGCCAUGAACCACUCUGUUUUGUCAAUGUUCUGAAUCUUUCGUUUUGGAGACUGUUA
Phragmites australis (common reed) is the source of this 2091-nucleotide messenger RNA. RefSeq lists its product as uncharacterized. Gene Ontology annotation, biological process: DNA damage response. Bases 381 to 1790 code for a protein of 469 amino acids. Gene Ontology annotation, cellular component: nucleus. Lineage: Eukaryota; Viridiplantae; Streptophyta; Magnoliopsida; Poales; Poaceae. The record is from RefSeq and is a predicted model, not a curated record. The transcript is spliced from 8 exons. Gene Ontology annotation, molecular function: polyubiquitin modification-dependent protein binding; single-stranded DNA binding; metalloendopeptidase activity.